This is a messenger RNA of Klebsormidium nitens, 2395 nucleotides long. The record is from the annotation of a GenBank genome assembly. Lineage: Eukaryota; Viridiplantae; Streptophyta; Klebsormidiophyceae; Klebsormidiales; Klebsormidiaceae.
GAAAGACUGAACAGACGGUGAACUUCGGAAGGGGCGGCCCCCAGGCCAGGGUUGUUGACUCUUGAGUGAGGACUUCAGCAACUUGCGUGGAGGAGUGAAAGACGUUCAUGGCGCCCUUUUUAGAGGAGAUGCAGAUGCAGCCUUGAAUCAGAAUCCCCGAAAGGAAAGACGGGCUUCUACCAUGAGCAUCUCAAGCUAAGGUUUUUGGUCCUGUGAAUUUUCAAACGAGAGCAGAUGGCGGACCAGACAAAGGGUUGGUUCAACAAGUUCACGGCGACACGGGGCGCCACGAAACUGCAGGGUCCUGCCAUGCUAGCUGGAGAAGGGGAGGCUCCGGGAAUGCAACAGAUGAGCGGGCCAAAAGCAGACGCGUCGUUGCCUGAUGCUGACUUGGCGUCCACAGUCACGCGGCAGAAGGUGGCAGCUGCUAAGAGCAUGAUUGAGAGUCACUACAAGAUGCAUUUGAAGAACCUGUCUGACAGAAGAGAGAGGCGGUAUAGUCUUGAGAAGCGCAUCCAGCAAGCAGAUCUCCCAGAGGAGGAGCAGCACCAGUUGGUCAAGGAACUGGAGAGGAAAGAGACGGAGUACAUGAGGUUGCAGCGUCACAAGUUCAGCAUUGACGAUUUUGAGCUGCUCACAAUCAUAGGCAGAGGUGCAUUUGGAGAGGUUCGGCUCUGCCGAGAGAAGAACACGGGCAACAUUUACGCGAUGAAGAAGCUGAAGAAGUCUGAGAUGUUGAGGAGGGGCCAGGUGGAGCACGUGCGGGCAGAGCGGAACCUGCUGGCGGAAGUGGAUAGUCACUGCAUCGUCAAGCUGUACUGCUCUUUCCAGGAUGAGGAGUAUUUGUACCUCAUCAUGGAGUACCUGCCCGGCGGGGACAUGAUGACGUUGCUCAUGAGGAAGGACACCUUAUCGGAGGACGAGGCCCGCUUCUACGUUGCUCAGACUGUGCUCGCAAUUGAGUCCAUCCAUAAAGCCAACUACAUCCACAGGGACAUCAAGCCUGACAAUCUGCUUCUGGAUCGGGACGGCCACAUGAAACUGAGCGACUUCGGGCUGUGCAAACCCAUCGACACAAGCAAGCUGCCAACGCUGCUUGAGAACGACCAGGACGAGGAGAUGGCUGACGCCAGCACGAGCGGUCACCCUGCCGCGCCGGGCUACGCCCCAAACUUUCCCACUGUCCGUGGCCCUUCCAUGCGGAGUCAACAAGAGCAGCUGUCGCACUGGCAGCAAAACAGGCGAGCAAUGGCGUUCUCAACGGUGGGCACGCCGGACUACAUCGCGCCGGAGGUGCUGCUGAAGAAGGGGUACGGCAUGGAGUGCGACUGGUGGUCGCUGGGGGCGAUCAUGUACGAGAUGCUCGUCGGCUACCCGCCCUUCUACAGCGACGACCCCAUGUCAACCUGCAGAAAGAUUGUGAACUGGCGGACGCACCUCAAGUUCCCGGACGAGGCGAAGCUGACUCCCGAGGCGCGGGACAUGAUCGAGCGGUUACUGUGCGACGUCGAGCACCGGCUAGGCACACGCAGCGUACAGGAGAUGAAGUCUCAUCCGUUCUUCUAUGGUAUCGACUGGGACAACCUGUACAACGUCCCAGCAGCGUACAAGCCCGAAGUGACGAACGAGUUGGAUACACAGAACUUCGAAAAGUUUGAGGAGGUGAACCCUCCUCACACGGGGCACAAGAGCGGGCCGUGGCGGAAGAUGCUGAGCUCCAAGGACGUCAACUUCGUGGGGUACACUUACAAGAACUUCGAGAUCGUCAAGGAGCAAGCCAACAGCCCCCUGGAGUUGAAGAAGAAGAAGCCGAAGCGGCCGUCGCUGAACGCCGUCUUCGACAACAUGGCCAGCCACGCGGGCUCGUCAUAUCCGCAGUACCCCGGCGGGAACGCUGCCUUUGGGACCCCCCUGGACGCGAGCAGUGCCAGUCAAAUGAACCCGCCCGCACACAGCCCCGGGGGGAGCACAGUGCUGAGAUCAAACAGGGACGGUUCCGCUGUUGCAAUGGAUGUGACCCCCCCAGAGUCGCCCCACUCAAUACACCCCCCGCCCCCCGCUAUCCCGCACCACCAAGCGCACCCGUUGCCGCACACGUAUUUACAAGCGCCCAACCAGCAGCAGCGGUGGUAGGGGUAGGACGAGCGUGCUAUGAAAAACCUGAUCUGAUUUAUGUACAUAUAACUUGAGCUGACAACUCUUAUCUUGAGCAUAUCUUUCUUGACUAAGCGGGACAAAGCAAGCAGAGAGUUUGGCGCUACAUGAUUACUAUGCUGCAUCCAGGCUGCAUCUGAGCCUUAUUACCUGAAGGUCAUUAUGCAAAGCUUUUUGACCAAUACUCAAUGGCUCAAAAUGGCGUUGUUUCAAGUUUGCCUUAAUUAGCUAGAAUCUCUAC